Messenger RNA from Micropterus salmoides (largemouth bass), 1683 nucleotides. RefSeq names its product NACHT, LRR and PYD domains-containing protein 12-like. Bases 1041 to 1577 code for a protein of 178 amino acids. NCBI's taxonomy places the organism in Eukaryota, Metazoa, Chordata, Actinopteri, Centrarchiformes, Centrarchidae. The record is from RefSeq and is a predicted model, not a curated record. The transcript is spliced from 4 exons. Gene Ontology annotation, molecular function: protein binding.
UUCAGACCUGCUUCGCCUAGAGGCGUUCCCAUAGUGUCGUAACCGACGCAGUUCGAGUUCCCUCGAAGGGGAACUAACAGGCACAGCACAGAAUUGGUGGAGAUAAGGCCUGAUAAUCAGUGAGACUAGGCCUCACUGAUUUCUAAAAAAAAAAAAACUUUAUUCCCUGGUUUUGGUGAAACUGGGUUGGAUUUUAUGCAGAAAAUGUUUUUUUAUGUUUUUCCCUCUGUCCUUGAGCUGCUCUGCCUCAACUUUUGGGGAUUCGUGGUGUAUGUUAGUUACCAUUUACUUCACCCAUUAACUACUGCUAACAAUAGCUGCGACUAGCUAAUAAGCUCACCAAUGACACUAUCAUAAAAUACAGUCUGCAUUAUCAUCUCUAAUUCUUAAUUCUUAUGUAAGUUUUAAGUUUCAUCUUAUUUUUUUUUUUAGCAAAUAUCUCCUUUCCUCUUGCUCACAUUGAAAGUGAAUGCAAUGUAAUCUGGGUUGAAUAAAGCAGUUGUCAUACAUUGUUGGGGAAUUGGGAAUUGUUGGAUCUCGUCCCUGCUCAAUAUAAAACAUGCAAUGAGAGGACUUUUUCAUGGAUUGGUGCUACAUAAAUAAAAGUGAAACUGAAUGCAUUUGAAAUAACACCUGGAUUUUAACAUUUACCUGGGCAGUUAAAACUUCUGAAUUCCAGAGUGAAAACAACAGACUUAAAAUGAAAUAAUGAACUCUAUAUUUAUGUUAAUAUGUAUCUCUAUAAAAACGAAUCCUCUAUUUCAUGAGGACUGAAGAGUCCACACUGUAUUUUAUGUAAGCACCAGUAUUGACUAACAAUUAGAUAAAAUAUGGAUAUAAUGGGUGGUGCCAUCUACUGCAGUGAAGGGCUGAAGGAAUUCCUUUGCUGGGCAGAUCCAUUCUUCAUGUCAACAAUGGAAGCAAAUUCAAAUGGCAUGUUUGCACACACAGAAAAAGAAUGAGAAUGUGUGUUUUUUCAUAGUUUGGGGGUCUUUAGACACACAUUUGUAUCAUAUGGCACAUUUAAUGCUUAAGGUUUCAUGCUGUGUUCUCUAUUUAGAUUAAGAUCCUGCAGUUUAUCAGAGAUGACCUGUUCUCUGGCCUCAGCUCUGAAGUCUGACCCCUCCCAUCUGAGAGAGCUGGACCUGACCGACAACGAGCUGCAGGAUUCAGGAGUGAAGCUGCUGUCUGCUGGACUGGAGAGUCCCCACUGUAGACUGGAGACUCUGAGACUUAGUUGCUGUGAACUGACACAGAUUAGCUGUGCUUCUCUGGCCUCCGCUCUGAAGUCCAACCCCUCCCAUCUGAGAGAGCUGGACCUGAGUAAAAACAAACUGCAGGAUUCAGGAGUGAAGCUGCUGUGUGAUUUUCUGGAGAGUCCACACUGCAGACUGGAGACUCUGAGACUGGUGCUCUGCAGGUUGUCAGACAUCAGCUGUGCUUCUAUGGCCUCAGCUCUGAAGUCCAACCCCUCACAUCUGAGAGAGCUGGACCUGAGUAAAAACAGCCUGCAGGAUUCAGGAGUGAAGCUGCUGUUUGCAGAACUGGAAAGUCCAUACUGCAAAUUGACACUUUGAAAUAGCAGUUAUCUCCGGAUGGUAUCAGAGGGCUGAGGUGUGUUCAGGAGCUGCAGAUGAACUCAACACUUUCUGAGAUUCUGAAUUUUGAACUGGAAUAACACCC